Anthonomus grandis grandis is the source of this 10196-nucleotide messenger RNA. Its product is annotated as cadherin-87A. The transcript is spliced from 28 exons. Gene Ontology annotation, cellular component: plasma membrane. Lineage: Eukaryota; Metazoa; Arthropoda; Insecta; Coleoptera; Curculionidae. Gene Ontology annotation, biological process: homophilic cell-cell adhesion. The record is from RefSeq and is a predicted model, not a curated record. Gene Ontology annotation, molecular function: calcium ion binding.
AGUUCCUAGUGCGAAGGCCGAGGGUCGGUUCGUUCGGUUCUCUUCGCGUCUUUUCUGAAGCAAAAGUUCAAUUUAGUGUCGUUUAUACGGUACCACCGUUACGUCAACGGGUACGACAAUCGUCUCCCGGAAAAACGGUGCAACAAUACAGCAGUAUAACUAAUAAUAGUAAAUGUUUAUUGUGUAUAAGUGUAUGUAAGUGAGUUCUUUUGUGUGUUAUGAGAAAUAUUCCCAUUGGAUUACCUUGCUUGCUAGACCAGUGAGAAAAGUGGGACAACGAUAGUUUUGUUGUUGUAAAAAUGGAUCGGGUGCCACCCUGGACCUUGUCGCUGUCACUGCUGACCCUCCUCCUUGCAGAAUGUUCUGCCAACCUGCCCCCGACCUUCUCGAUGGACAUGAACAACAUCGCGAUCUCCGAAAGUACCCCGGUGGGCACCGAAAUCUACAAACUGGAAGGAAUCGACCCCGAGGGCAGUUCUUUGAGGUACGACCUGCAAGGCACCGAUGUCCUCAGUGUCGACCAUCAAACUGGUGCAGUUAAAGUCGUUAAACCCUUGGACUAUGAGGCCAACUCCACCCUUCACCUGACCAUCAGCUUAGAAGACGAGGUUAAAGGGGCAGUGAAGAACAACGUAGUGACCGAGGACAUCAACGUCAUCAUUUUGGACGAGAAUGAUUUUGCACCGGAGUUUGAAAACGUUCCCUACGAGAUCACCGUAGACGAAGACGCCCCGAUCGGUGCCUCGUUACUGACAAAUUUGUCUGUGAUAGACAAGGAUACCGUGGGGGAAAACCUGGAAUUGAAAUGUUUGAAUGCACCGGAUUCGGGGGAGGCUUGUGACGUUUUUAAGGUUAUAGAAGUGAGUUCGAGUGUGAAUUCUUUUAAAGGGGCCCUAGUGCUCGACAGGAGGUUGAACUACACUGAGAGGAGUCGAUAUUCGUUUUCUUUGGCUGCUACGGACGGCACCCUAUCGAGCACAGCUGACGUCACAAUAAAUGUCCGAGACGUCCAGGACACCCCCCCGAGGUUCCUCAACAAUCUGACCGCAGAACUACCCGAGGACACCCCUUUGAACUCGUUGGUAUUCACCGCAACGGCUGAGGACGGAGACAGGGGGAACCCCAGGGGCAUUAUGUACGAAUUAAUCCAUAGUCCAAUGGAGUAUUUUCAAAUAGACCCGGUGACCGGCGAGGUGUACAUCGUUCGACCGCUGGAUCGGGAGGCGAUCAAAGAUCCCGAGGGAAUUUUGAGGUUCGAGGUGCGGGCACACGAAAUGGUCAACGGGGUAAGAGGAAACGACCCGUUGACGGUCAGCACUGCCCCCGCUGUAGUGAGAAUCCUGGACGUCAACGAUGAACCCCCAAAGUUUGAUAAACGGGAGUAUUUCGUCGAAAUUCCCGAGAAUAUUCCUGAGGGAGCGGCUUUAUCUAACUUGGACAUGACUGUUGCUGAUCCAGACGAGGGGAAUAAUUCGGCGUUCUCCUUGGACCUCAACGACAUCUCUGGAGCGUUUUCCAUUGAACCCAAGUCAGCCCUCGGGUCAACCCCGGUGACCAUCAGGGUGGCCCAUAAUAAUUUGGACUAUGAGGACCCCAACCAGAGAAAAUUCAUCAUUUUAGCUGUUGCCAAAGAGUUAUAUACUAAGCAGCAAUUGUCCUCAACUGCAACCAUUACGAUCACUGUGCUGGAUGUAAACGAUAAUGCUCCAACUUUUGACCAAGACAGCUACUCAGCUACUGUUUCUGAAGUGGCCUCUCCAGGUACCCCAGUGGUAACCAUCGUAGCAAAGGACAGAGAUAGCGGGAAGUUUGGAGAAAACGGCCUCAUCUACAAACUAACUGGAAGUGGUGCCGAACGGUUCGAGGUUAAUAAUCGUACUGGAACGGUGACGGUUGCGCAGUGUGUUAACUUGGGAGUGGAGCCUUGCCUGGAUUUCGAGAGUAAACCCGAGUACCAUCUGCAAUUUGUUGCCACAGACGACGACGGUAAAGGCCAAACCUCGGCAGUACCUUUGAAAAUCACCCUGACCGACACCAACGAUAAUCCCCCCAUAUUUGGACAAUCGACUUACAAGAUCUUCGUUAACGAAGGUGCAAACAGGUUCGAACCGGAACGUUUUAUAGAUGCCAGAGACGAGGACAAGACCUCGCAAGUCUCUUAUGCCAUAGUGGCGGGCAACGACGAGGAAUUAUUCAAAAUCGACUCGGAAUCUGGUAAAUUGAGGAUCUCUGGUACCAAAGGGUUGGACGUGAGCAACGAUACUGAUAACGUCAUCAACCUGACGGUUCUGGCAACCGAUGGGAAGUUCACGGCAACCACCCAAGUGAAGAUAACCGUCAUAGAUGUGAACAAUAAUCCACCAGUGUUCCUUAAAGAGAGUUACUUGACUGCUAUACCGGAAGACGCUUCAGUUGGUACGAGUGUUGUGGAGGUUCAAGCACACAUCUCGUGAGAGUGUGAAAACGCUAUGGUCAGCUACUCCUUGUCCAAAGGGGCUAAUGGAGACUUUGAAAUAGACGAGGCAACUGGACUGGUGAGCGUUUCCUCCAAACUGGACUACGACAGAAGGAAUACGUAUAACAUAGAGGUGAUGGCUGUGGAUGGAGGGGAGCCAGCUCUAACUGGAACGGCCUCUUUGACCAUUAAAGUGAUCAACACCAACGACAAGCUGCCUUACUUUGUGCCAACCACUCAGAAGGCUGAGGUAAUGGAGGAUGCUGCUGUAGGAACGGUCAUUUACAACCUAAUAGCCUUGGAUCCGGACGUGAACAGUUCGGAAGCCUUGAAUUUUGCUGCAACUGAACCUAUAACGGCUCUGGAUAAGCACGGUAACGAGGUUACCGGCAAUGGUUUGUUCAAGGAGUUUUUCUCCGUUGAUAAGAACACUGGAACAGUGACAGUGACCAAGGGUCUACUGCGAGAUGUCGCCGCUGUAGUGAGGAUUCCGGUUUUGGUCACGGAUAUUACUGCGCCCAGUGUGCAACAGGGCCAAGGUCUUUUGGUGAUAACGAUCCAAGACAUCAACGACUCACCUCCAAACUUCGUGCCGCCAUGGACCCUGGACCACCCGACGUACCACCUGGAAAUCAAGGAGGAACUUCCCGUAGGAACGAUCGUGGCCACCUACAAAGCGUUCGACGAAGACUCAGAUAUCGCCGGUUACGCCAUCUAUCCAGAAAGUGAAUUUUUCCAGAUCAACCAGGGCACCGGCAUCGUCCAGAUCAAGAAGAUCAUCGACUACGAACAGACCAAGGAGCUUAAUUUUACUGUAUGGGCCUACGACAGUGGAGUUCCUCAACUUAACGUCUCUGCAUUGGUCCUAGUGAAGGUUGUGAACCUGAACGAUCACGAUCCAAUUUUUACCGAGAGUUCUUACAAUGUAUCAAUCGAUGAGAAUUCUCCUAAUGGAACGUUAUUGGUGCAAGUUAAAGCGGUUGAUAAGGACGCGGGAGAGUUCGGGAGGGUCCUGUAUGAACUCACCGGAGAGCACAGUGAGAACUUUCAAAUUAACGAGAGUACUGGGGAAGUCACCGUGGCCAACUCCGGGUUUUUGGACUUCGAGGUUAUUGGCAGUUGUGUUUUGCAGGUGAUAGCACACGAUAACGCCCCAGUGAACAUCAGACGAUCGAGAUCGGUGCCGAUCUACAUCACCAUUAACGAUCUGAACGAUAAUGCGCCGCAGUUUGCAGACGAUUCCUACGAAGUCAAUGUAAUGGAGGACGUGAGGUUGAACCCUCCUGCCCCGUUAAUUCAAUUGAACGCGACUGACUUGGAUUCGGGAGUAAACGGGAACGUGCACUAUUCCAUCAUAUCUGGCAAUGACAAUGACAUAUUCCUCAUCGGUCUGGACACGGGCAUCCUCUACGCUCACAAGUCCUUGAUGGGUCUUACGAAAACCUUCGACCUAACAGUUGAAGCCAGAGAUGGUGGGGGUCAUGGCGCACUAUUCGAUCGAGCAACAAUCAAAGUCCACGUAAUCAACAUCAACAAUCACAAGCCAGUGUUUGUUAUGCCUUAUUUGCCUGAUUCCACCUUGGACAUUUUGCAAGAUACAGCAAGGAAAGACCUGAUCCUGCUGGUGGUGAAGGCAACCGACAAGGACCAAGGGGAAAACGGUCGAGUCACUUAUCACUUGAAGAACAACGACCGAAUUGUGCAAGAAACCGACACGUUCUCCAUUGACGAACAAAAUGGCGAACUGAAGCUCAUUCGAGACCUAAACAACGAGAAUCAAACGUUGUUCAAUGUCGUUUUAGUGGCCAGGGACCAUGGAUACCCGAAAUGGUUCCAAGAAGAACGACAUCUGGUGGUCGAGCUGAUCAACGAGGGCACCAAGAUUCCCCACUUUCCCAGUUCAAAGUCGGCCAACCCCUACCACUUUUACGUCACGGAGAAUAAUAACGCUGAUGCAUUAAUAGGGCAUGUGGAGGUGAUCGACAAGGACAGACAGACCCCCGUGUACUACUACAUCCUAAUGGGAAAUCAAGAUGGCGAUUUCAAACUGGACAAGGUCACCGGACAUUUGUACACUCAGAAGUCCUUUGAUAGAGAAACCAAAGAUGAGUACGAGUUGACCGUUGUCGCGAAUUACGAUCCUGAUUAUUACGUGACCGAUGAGCUCUUAAUGGAGUUAAAAAACGACGGACUACUGGCCGAACCGAAUGUUGCCCAUAUAGUGGUGACAGUUAACGAUGAAAACGACAACGAACCGCAUUUCCAGAACUCGAUUUACUAUGCGGCUGUUAACGCAAUGGCGAAUGUGAACCAGUUUAUUACGAAUGUGACCGCUUUCGAUCCAGAUAAUGGAGCUAAUGGCACCCUGCACUACUACAUUAAGGCCUCCAACCUCUACCACUUCAGAUCCGACAAGAGUUCCGGCUCAAUAAUCCCCCCACCAUUCAACAUAAGCGACCAAGGAGAGGUUUACACCGCAACUUACUUAGCUGAGAAUAAUCAGCACAGGUUCAUUGUUGAUGUGAUAGCAAGAGAGGAGGGAUAUCCGGAGAGAGAGGCAUAUACUCAAAUCCAGGUCUGGGUGUUUGAACCUGAGCAGCUGAUCAGAGUGAUCCUGUCCAGACCGAAGGAGGAGGUCCUGAAAGAGAAGGAUGAAGUUAUUAGUGAACUGAGUAACGCCACUCAUUACCUAAUCAUACCCGAUGAAAUACGGUAUCACAUUGACAGCAAUGGUAGAAAGAACGAGGAAUGGACCGACAUGUACAUCCUGGCAAUCGAUCCUGCCACUAAAUCAAUUGUUCCGGUGCCAAAUGUCCUAAAAAUAAUCGACUCAGAGUACGACUUCCUUAAGGACUACUACGCAGGUUUUGCUAUAGAGAAUGUCGUACCGGCGUUCGUUCAGGCAAGGAACGAAUCCUUCGAUCCAGCAUUGGCAGCCCUGAUAGCUCUCAUGAUCCUACUUAUAGUAGGAGUGCUGUUUUUCAUAGUGGUAUGUUGCUGUCUGAGACACUGGGUACUAUCCCCAACCGACGAUUUAAAGAAAAAAGACGCUUUAAUCAAGAAAGCGAUCAUAGACGACCUCAACACCACCGAAAACCCUCUGUGGAUCGAGCAGAAACUGAAGCUGUACGAGGAACAGGAGCUCACCAUGCAAGUGUUCAACGAUCCAGAGUUGAGUGAGGCAAACAGACGUGGCAGCACCGAACACUCGCCGGAGGACAAUACGUACGCGACCAUUCAACAUCCGCACAGGAGGCAACCCUCGAAUUCCCACGGGAUACCCGACGACCUGGCAGAGUACGCCACCUUAUCCAGAAUAGCCAACCAACAGACGACAGGAAGUAACAACAGUUCACUAAGCCACGCCCCUAACUACUACGAAGCAGCGAUGGGCUUCCAAGGGUCGACUUUCCAGGUUCCGGAUCGCCUCAGUGACAACGGGAGCGACUACGGAUCGUUCAGGGGCCAACCGACCAAAGUUGCUCAAACCGACUACGUCACCGAACUUAUUUGAACAGAAACUCGUUAAGACUCAAUUUCGUGUAGGGCAGUUUUAGUUUGUAGGUAGUACAAACCGGGCUCAAUAAGGCCAUAGGUGCCAAGGAAUCUGUAGACUUUGUAAAAUCAUGCAGGGUGACUUUUGGAUGUGAAUGAAUGGUGAGAGGUUAAAUUUCUUGGAUAAGGUCGUUUAGCAGUUCCUUUGGGACCCUUUGGAGGUCAUUUACUCCUUCUAGGAAGUCUGGAUGUCCUCUGGAAACUUUCUGCUAGUAGCUUCUACUUUCUGCUGGAAAAUUCAGUAGAGGCUUACAUGCAAAAACUGUUUUAUCCAGUUGUUUUCCUUCGAUAUCUUACUCUCUCUGUCAAAUUGAGUUAUUGUCGAAACAUCAUGGACCUGACCAAGAACUCCUUCAGUUCGACCCUGAAAAUCGACGAUUACUAUUGGAUCUUUCCCAAUAAAUCACUUCAAACGUGUUUCGGACCUUCUUCAGGAACACUCCGUCAAUAUAUGCGGUAUAUCCGGUAUAUCCGGUGAUGCAAAACUGUCACGUAGUUCUUCUUGGUUUAAUUAAUGAAUUGAACGGAUUUUCGCCACCUGGUUUGGCUUCGUUUAACUGAAUAUUUGCGACGAAUGUUGCGCAGCGAAGUUACACACUCCUCGUCGCAGGUUUCCUUUGAUGUGUGUACGAUUUACCGCCAACGAAGUCAAACACACAAAAAUUCAAUUCACAAUUCAGUCGAAGCCUUGGAGAUGUUGUAUACCUGACUGUUCAUAUCCUUGUUUAAGUGUGGAGAUAGAGAGAGUGUGUACCUCUUUUCUCAAUACGUAUGUAGGUCUCGGUGAUGUUGAGGCGGCAGAAUUCUUUGAUCUUACGAGAACAAGAUACCGAACCUUUACAAGCUUACACGCUUGGAGACUGGUUCAGGGGUGCAAGGAUAGAGUGGACACGUUGGGUUGGAUUAAGAAGAAGUAGAUGGAGAUCUCGUGUGCCCCCCUUGAUCCCUUAAGGGUGGAAGCUUUACUAAAUCCUAACCAAAUUGCUCGAGUAUAUUUAAAACAGCCUAUGAUCUAUUAGGCACACCAGAUUCUGAUCAGGAUCUUUAUCUGCGAAUGCAAUAAUUGUACUUCUUCUCUAGGAUCUUCCAAUUUCGUACAAUACGAAGAAGCCUGAUCAUCACCUGGUUUAUAGUUCAAAUUGGCAAUAGUUUUACACUUUUUAGGCAGUGGUGCCAAAGGGAGACUUUUGACCCUCGAAGUCACCACUCAGUUCAAAGUCCUGUAUCUAAAAAACUAGUGGGAAUAUUUUUAUGAAAUAAAAAGCAAAAUGUUCGUUUAAAUAUUUCUGAGAAAUGUUAUUUAUAGUUCAAAUUAGUCCAAGUAAUCAUUUUGGCAGUAUUGGACUUUUUAGGCAGUGGUGUCCAAGGGAGACGUUUGACCCUCGAAGUGACCACUCAGUUCAAAGUUCUAUAUCUAAAAAACUAGUGGGUGUAUUUCGAUGAAACAAAAAGCAGGAUAAUCGUUGAAGCAUUCCUUAAAAAUGUUGUUAAUAGUUCGAAUUAGUCCAAGCAAUCAUUUUGGAAAUAUCGGACUUUUUAGGCAGUGGUGUCCAAGGAAGACGUUUGACCCUCGAAGUGACCACUCACUUCAAAGUCCCGUAUCUAAAAAACUAGUGGAUGUAUUUCGAUGAAACAAAAAGCAGGAUAAUCAUUGAAGCGUUCCUUAAAAAUGUUCUUAACAAAUUGAAUUAGUUCAAGUAAUCAUUUCAGAAAUAUCGGACUUUUUAGGCAGUGGUGCCAAAGGGAGACGUUUGACCCUCGAAGUCAUCACUCAUUUCAAAGUCCCGUAUCUAAAAAAGUAGUGGGAGCAUUUCGAUGAAACAAAAAGUAAAAUAAUCCUUGAAAUGUUCCUUAAAAAUGUUAUUCACAAAUGGAAUUAGUCCAAGUAAUCAUUUCAGAAAUAUCGGACUUUUUAGGCAGUGGUGUCCAAGGGAGACGUUUGACCCUCGAAGUCACCACUCAAUUCAAAGUCCCGUAUCUAAAAAACUAGUGGGUGUAUUUCGAUGAAACAAAAAGCAGGAUAAUCAUUGAAGCGUUCCUUAAAAAUGUUAUUAAUAAAUCAAAUUAGUCCAAGUAAUUAUUUCAGAAAUAUCGGACUUUUUAGGCAGUGGUGGCCAAGGGAGACGUUUGACCCUCGAAGUGACCACUCACUUCAAAGUCCCGUAUCUAAAAAACUAGUGCGUGUAUUUCGAUGAAACAAAAAGCAAAAUAAUCCUUGAAACGUUCCUUAAAAAUGUUCUUAACAAAUUGAAUUAGUUCAAGUAAUCAUUUCAGAAAUAUCGGACUUUUUAGGCAGUGGUGCCAAAGGGAGACGUUUGACCCUCGAAGUCAUCACUCAUUUCAAAGUCCCGUAUCUAAAAAACUAGUAAGUGUAUUUUUAUGAAACAAAAAGCAAAAUAUUCCUUUAAGUAUUUUUUAAAAAUAUUGUUAAUAGUUCAAAUUAGUCCAAGCACUCAUUUCGGAAAUAACGGAUUUUUUAGGCAGUGGUGCCCAAGGGAGACGUUUGACCCUCGAAGUGACCACUCAGAUCAAAGUCCCGUAUCUAAAAAACCAGUUGGAGUAUUUCGAUGAAACAAAGAGCGAAAGAAUCCUUGAAACGUUCCUUAAAAAUGUUAUUAACAAAUCAAAUUAGUCCAAGUAAUCAUUCCAGAAAUAUCGGAAAUUUUAAGCAGUGGUGUCCAAGGGAGACCUUUGACCCUCGAAGUCACCACUCACUUCAAAGUCCCGUAUUUAAAAAAGUAGUGGGAGCAUUUCGAUGAAACAAAAAGCAAAAUAAUCCUUGAAAUGUUCCUUAAAAAUGUUAUUCACAAAUCGAAUUAGUCCAAGUAAUCAUUUUGGAAAUAUUGGACUUUUUAGGCAGUGGUGCUAAAGGGAGACGUUUGACCCUCGAACUCACCACUCACUUCAAAGUCCCGUAUCUAAAAAACUAGUAAGUGUAUUUUUAUGAAACAAAAAGCAAAAUAUUCCUUUAAGUAUUUUUUUAAAAUAUUGUUAAUAGUUCAAAUUAGUCCAAGCACUCAUUUCGGAAAUAUCGGACUUUUUAGGCAGUGGUGCCAAAGGGAGACGUUUGACCCUCGAAGUGACCACUCACUUCAAGUCCUGUAUCUAAAAAACUAGUGGGUGUAUUUUGACGAAACAAAAAGCAGAAUGUUCCUUUAAAUAUUCUCUAAAAAUUUUGUUCAUAGUUCAAAUUAGUCCCUGCAAUAAUUUUGGAAAUAUUGAAAUUUUUAAGCAGUGGUGCCCAAGAGAGACCUUUUACCCUCGAAGUGACCACUCACUUCAAAGUCCCGUAUCUAAAAAACUAGUGGGAGUAUUUCGAUGAAACAAAAAGCAAAAUAAUCUUUUAAGUGUUCCUUAAAAAUGUCAUUAAUAGUUUAAAUUAGUAUUUGCAAUAAUUUUGGAAAUAUUGAAAUUUUUAAGCAGUGGUGCCCAAGAGAGACGUUUUACCCUCGAAGUGACCACUCAGUUCAAAGUCCCGUAUCUAAAAAACUAGUGGGAGUAUUUUGACGAAACAAAAAGCAAAAUGUUCCUUUAAACAUUCUCUAAAAAUGUUGUUCAUAGUUCAAAUUAGUCCGUGCAACUAUUUUGGAAAUAUUGAACUCCGUGCAACGAGUUCCUUUGAUGUGUGAUCUAUUUGCCGCCAAGGGAUUCGCGUUUGCUUGUGUACGAGCACGUCACAGUUUUGCAUCACUGUCUAGGGUUAGAAGACAGUCUUCCCUAGGGAGUUUUUGUUUAUUGAUAUUAAGUAGUUUUAGGGUGAAAUUGAUUUUUAAAUGACAAAUAUAGUUGAAUUUAGAAACGGACAAUAUAAUUGUGGUAAAGCUGUACGUUAAUCGUUUGUUUUAACAUGUACUGUUGAUCUUUUAGGGAAAUAUAUUUAAAACGAAAAAACACUAAUAUUUUAUAUACUUCUUAAUAUAUUUUUCGUGUAUAUAGACGUUAAGAAAGUUCACGAUAUAAUUUAUUUGACUUGUAAAUAUAUGUAUAAGUUACUUUAUAGAUUUUCUAUUUAUCACGCGUUUAGUACUUAAGUUCGUUAUAGUAUAAAUAGUGCCGUAAAAACAUCGAACUCAAUCUAUGUAUAGUAAGUAGUACCUACCAUUUUAUACAUUGUUAAGGCCAUCCAGUAUAUAUUAUAUAACUUACGUGUAUUGUGACCCUAAAUAAAUAAUAUGUUUAAAUGUAA